Molecule: messenger RNA, 2063 nt
Organism: Ornithorhynchus anatinus (platypus)
Lineage: Eukaryota; Metazoa; Chordata; Mammalia; Monotremata; Ornithorhynchidae
Gene: RSRC1
Product: arginine and serine rich coiled-coil 1
Exons: 10
Coding region: 142-1128 (328 amino acids)
Biological process (GO): alternative mRNA splicing, via spliceosome
Cellular component (GO): nucleus; cytoplasm
Source: RefSeq, a predicted model, not a curated record
UGCCUGGCUGCCGAACCCGGAAGUGGCUGAGCUCAAACGGCAGGCGCCGCCGGAGCCUCCUCCCCAGCACCCUUGGAGGGGGGACGGAGGCUCCAUCUCAUCGAGGGGGCAGGUCCUGGGUUCGGGAUUCAGCAUAUAAACAUGGGUCGUCGUUCAUCAGACACGGAAGAAGAAAGUCGAAGUAGGAGAAAAAAGAAGCAUCGUCGACGUUCAUCGUCAAGCAGUUCUUCAGACAAUAGAACGUUCAUCCAUAAGAAGUCGGGCAGGAAGUCAAGGUCAAAGUCGAGAUCGUGGUCGAGAGAUCUUCAGUCUCGUUCACAUUCUUACGACAAAAGACGCAGACACCGCUCCAGCAGCAGCUCUUCUUAUGGGUCCAGAAGAAAGCGCAGCCGAAGCCAUUCAAGGGGUCGGGGGAGAUCCUACCGAUCACAGAGAUCAAGGUCCAAAAGCAGAGCGAGGAGGUCACGGUCUCGGCCUCACCCGCGUUCUCAUAGUCGGAGCAGUGAAAGAUCUGGUCACAGGAAAACCCGCAGCCCAUCUCGUGAACGAGAAAGGCGUAAAGGCCGAGAUAAAGAAAAACGUGAAAAGGGGAAAGAAAAGGAAUUAUACAACUUGAAGCGUGGGGACUCUGGAAACAUCAAAGCUGGAUUAGAACAUCUGACCCCAGCUGAGCAGGCCAAAGCCAGGUUUCAGAUGGUUCUUGAAGCUGCGGCAAAGGCAGACGAAGCAUUGAAAGCUAGAGAAAGAAGUGAGGAAGAAGCGAAAAGAAAAAAGGAAGAAGACCAAACCACCCUAGUAGAACAAGUGAAACGAGUCAAAGAAAUCGAAGCUAUUGAAAGCGACUCCUUUAUUCAGCAGACAUUCAGAUCGAGUAAAGAAGUCAAAAAGUCAGCCGAAUCUGCAGAAGGAAAGACGGAAUCCCCGACUUUGGGAGCGGUGAUUGCUGAUCUGUCCAGCAGUGAGAAAGAAGUAGACGUUAGCUCCAUUCCUACUUCAAUCAAGUAUCAAGAUGAUAAUUCUCUCGCACAUCCAAAUCUAUUUAUUGAAAAGGCCGAAGCAGAAGAAAAGUGGUUCAAGAGAUUAAUUGCUCUCCGGCAAGAAAGACUGAUGGGCAGUCCCGUGGCUUGAGUAACGCACGUCGGACCUGAUCGACAAAGAUGUGGAGCAUUCCACGCGUUCAGAUUUUUACCAUUUUUGAAUAUCUGGGAUAACUAUUCCUAUUGGAAAGGUGGGAAUCUAAAAAAGGGACGCGACUCGAUAAAUAUAUACUCUCACCUGUUCCGGGUCACCUUUCCAUUCUCGUAAUCAUGAAUAUUGUGGAUUGUUGGCAAGUUAAGAGGAAAUUUUGAGAUGGUAGUAAAAUAGCGAAACUGUCAUAAAAAGAGCAAAGGCUUAAUCCAAAUAAUGUGGUAUCAAAUGGGCAGAAAGCAUUUGGACACUGCUAAAUAGCAUUAUAGAAAAUCGUCAGAGGAUGCCAGCUAAUUCUUUCAGAAAUCACACAGGUCACUGCACAACGGGCAGCAAUUUGCGUACAGCUCUAUCACUGCCUCUUUGCCAAGAACCAGAGGGUUCGUCCCUUGGAAGGAAUAAAAGAGGACAUUUCUCCCUGGUAGGGCAAUUCAUUCUCUCUGCCCAUUCUCUCCGGUGGUCAGAGCAAUGAGAUUUUCUGUCACCGUGGUAUGUUCUCAUCCCUAGGAGUUGAAUAAUGACCAAUGUUACAGGCUGGAUGGGGAUCUUUGGAGCAGAGCAACCAUUAUCAUUACCAACCUGAGCUAGUUUUAAACAACGAAGGUGAAAUCUUUGUUUCUCAUUAGACAUUCAGCUUGUUAUCUAGUCUCUCCCUAUUUCCUCUACAAACAGCAUGCCAAUUUCGAUGGAAAAUGUCCAUGAAAAAGAAAUAGAAACUACCGUGUGUUAAUGUAGAGCUUCAUGUAGCACGGUCCAGGUUUAAAAGCGAGAUUCUUUGCUAUUGGGAAAUGUAAUCAUAAAAUUAAUGAAAUUCCGUUGCUAUUGUAAUCAUGUACCAAGGUUUGAAUAAACCUGUAAUUCUAUCUAAAUACAAA